AUGUCUUUCCCAUUUUAUCAGAACGCGGGUGACGGCAGGGGAACAGCACAGUAUCGCUUUGGUCCACCACCCACACCUCAAUUCCAACCGCAGCCGCAUUGGGAAGAAUGGGAUUACUUCCGCGCACAUUCACUCAAUCCUGAUCGUGCCAUAUACGAGGCAGCUCUUGACAGAGUGGAUGUAACCACAGCACCGCCAUCUGAGAUCGGACAUGCCGCAGCAUACAAAGUGUUUCGAAUCUGGAGACACCAUGGUUCUAUCUGUGCCCCUCUAGGAGGAGAUAUCGAAAGACAGUGGGAAUGUUUGAUGGCACUGGCUAUAGAGGAGGCCACAUGUCUAUGUCAAUACUCGGGCUGUAUGGUGGACAGGAUAGGCUGCCAAGUAGCUGCCGACGCCGCGGCCUCCACAGCGUCUCUCAUCUUCAGUCAAACGGAGAUGGCUGUUGCAGAUCAACAAGGCGAUGGACCUGCAGAAGGAAACCCAAAUCCAAAUCCAAUGGAAGGCAUGGGCGGAAAUAUGGGAAACACGGGCAAUAUGGACAUGGACGGAAUGGGAGGAAUGGGUAUGGGCCCCAGAAUGGGCAUGGGAAUGGGUGGAAUGCAGUCCGGUAUGGGACCAGGUGGUAUGGGCAUGAAUCAGAUGGGCAGCAUGAGAAGUGGAGGAAUGGGUGGGGGCCGAUACGGGAUGGGUGGCAUGGGCCCUAUGGGCGGAGUGGGUCCAGGGCGAAUGGGCCCAAUGGCCAGAAUGGGAGGCGGAUUCCGCGGCGGCGGCGCCCAAUCUCCCUACAUUUACGACGACCAGUACACCUACACCGGCGCUACGCCAACAAGCCUCAAGCGCACCAGGGUCGCCUGUGAUGUCAAGAGCCGGGGCAACACCAGGGACUCCGAUGGAUGGACUUCGGAGCGCGAUGAAAGGCGGACGGGCGAGUGCGAUGAUGAGCGGGAGGGCAAGUCCAAUGGGCUCCGUGGGCAUGGGUGA
Messenger RNA from Gloeophyllum trabeum ATCC 11539, 981 nucleotides. RefSeq lists its product as uncharacterized. Bases 1 to 981 code for a protein of 326 amino acids. The record is from RefSeq and is a predicted model, not a curated record. Lineage: Eukaryota; Fungi; Basidiomycota; Agaricomycetes; Gloeophyllales; Gloeophyllaceae. The transcript has 7 exons.